Messenger RNA from Jatropha curcas, 3888 nucleotides. Its product is annotated as protein-tyrosine-phosphatase MKP1. Lineage: Eukaryota; Viridiplantae; Streptophyta; Magnoliopsida; Malpighiales; Euphorbiaceae. The record is from RefSeq and is a predicted model, not a curated record. Gene Ontology annotation, molecular function: actin filament binding. Gene Ontology annotation, biological process: protein dephosphorylation.
UCUGAUUUGAAUGGUUUACCAAUAUCAACUCUGUCCCAUUUUCUGUAUUCGUGCGAUAAGAGUUUCAAAAUGGCUGCUUUACAUACCGAUUAACCAAACCAAACGGCUAUUCUACUUUGAUUCAUACUGUUAGACUUCAGCAAUUAAGCAAGUCUCUUUUCAACAAUCUCAGCUUUAUUUUAUUUAAAUUAGUAGUUUUUUUUUUGCCAAAAAAAAAAAACAAGUUUCUUUUUCUGCACUUUCCUUCAUUUUCUUUUUGUCUUGUUUGGCCUUUUACUGGGUCUAGAUUUCUCAUUUGUUUUUCAUUUUUCCACUUUCUUCUUCUUCUUGUUCGCUUGAGUUGAUAGAGAGAGAAAUAUUUUGUCUCGAGAGACAAAGAGAGAGUCAAGAGUUUUAGGUGAAGAAAAAGAGCAGAGAGAGAGAGAGAGAGAGAGAGAGAGAGGGAGACUGAGAUUCCACAAUCAGUUAUUUAUUGUCAGGUAACCAACUUGCCUUUUUCAAUGGCCUUUCCAAGAAGAAUCCUUUAAUGGGUAUCCAUUUAUUUGUGGAAUUUCAUUGAAAUUAUUUCGAGAUGUUAGGCCAAAAAGAUAGUGACCGCCUUGCCGGUGGCAUUCCCCGGAAAUCCUAUUUACGGUCAGUUUCGUGGUCUGACCGGUCUCCCACUAAGCCUAACCCCAGGCCCCAGACCAAUAGCAAGGCUAGGUCUUGUUUGCCACCCCUUCAGCCCCUUUCCAUCACCCGUCGCUCUGUUGAGGAGUGGCCCAAGGCAGGUUCUGAUGAUCUUGGGGUAUGGCCUAAUCCCCAAACUCCUAGAGGGCCUGUUAUUAAACCCCCUGAGAAUUCUAAUUUAGAGCAACCUGUGAGGGAAUUUCAGUUUAAGAAGGACAAGCUUGCAUUUUUUGAUAAGGAGUGUUCAAGGAUUGCUGAUCAUAUUUAUUUAGGAAGUGAGGCUGUGGCUAAGAAUCGUGAAAUUUUGCGCCAAAAUGGGAUUACCCAUGUGUUGAAUUGUGUUGGGUUUGUUUGUCCUGAGUAUUUCAAGAGUGAUCUUGUUUACAAGACGCUUUGGUUGCAAGAUAGCCCAUCAGAGGAUAUCACCAGCAUUCUAUAUGAUGUCUUUGAUUACUUCGAAGAUGUCAGAGAACAAGGUGGAAGGGUGCUUGUUCAUUGUUGUCAAGGUGUUUCAAGGUCCACUUCUUUGGUCAUUGCCUACCUUAUGUGGAGGGAAGGCCAAAGCUUUGAAGAUGCCUUUCAAUAUGUCAAGGCAGCUAGAGGAGUGACAAACCCUAAUAUGGGUUUUGCUUGUCAACUUCUGCAGUGCCAGAAGCGGGUACAUGCUGUUCCAGCUAGCCCCAAUUCUGUGCUCAGGAUAUAUAGAAUAGCCCCACACUCAUCAUAUGAUCCUCUGCAUCUUGUGCCAAAAUUGUUGAGCCAGCCAGAUGUAAGAGGACUUGACUCGCGCGGUGCAUUUAUUGUUCAUGUUCCUAAUGCUAUAUUUGUUUGGACUGGUAAGAAUUGCAACUCAGUUAUGUCAAACCAAGCAAAACUAGCUGCUAAUCAGGUCAUUCGGUAUGAAAGGGCUCGGGGUCCAAUUGUGAUCAUCAAAGAAGGGGAAGAACCCUCAGAAUUUUGGGAUGCUCUUGCCAACGGACAAAACGAACCAAAUGUUUCCCAAAAAGUAGAAGCUCAGCCUUUUGGGAACAACGGCAUGGUUAUGGCUAGGAAGGUUGAUGACUAUGAUUUAGAUUUUGAACUUUUCCAUAAGGCACUUGCUGGUGGGGUUGUUCCACCAUUUUCAGUGUCAAAUGCUGGAUCAGAAACUUGCCUUCCUGCUCGGGAAAAUGGAUGGGGCAAACUAAGGCAAAAGUUUGCUAAUGGUAUAAUCAAAGAAUUUCUCACAUAUUCUAAACUGAAACACGACCAUGUUCCUUCCACUGGCGGAUCAGAUAUGAUUGUAGAUACUUAUGGAGAAGGUGAACAGACUGUUUCCUUGGUCGAUCAUCCAUUACCACCAUCACCAUCAGCCUCUCAAUGUGGUUCUCCAGAUUCCUUUGAUUGUUUACCUAAUAGAAGCCUGGAUAAGAUAGUGGAUUCUAGUGAAACAGAACCCUCUGUUCCUCUCACUGAUCCUUUAAUCCCACCAUCCACUCCAAGUGGUUCUCCAGAUUCUUUUUCAUGUUUUCUUGAGAGCAGCCCAAAGUUCAGUUACAAGUCCCCUACGCUGUCGCCUUCAACAUCUGACUACUCAUCUAGUUCAUUUGCCUUUUCACCCUCGUCGUCUAAUUGGUCUGACUUAUCAUACUUGUCUUCUCGGCAGCCUUCACCUUCUGGCUUGGAAGCCACAGAUCAAUUUUAUGGCAAGAAUGCUCCCUUGGCAGAUAAUUUUUGUUUAUCUUGCAAAGAAAUUUCUUCCUCACCUGCAAAGGUUUUUUCUGAUAAUCGUGCCUUAAGAUCAGAAAAUACUUGUUUGCCACCCAAAGGGCCUUCGCCUUCUAUUGCAGAGCGCAGAGGGAGUAAUCCUCCUCCUCUGAUGCUGUUACCCACCAUUGAUGAACCACGUCAAGUCCCUAAAGUUCUGGCAAGAUCCUGGUCUUUUUCUCUGCCAGACCUGGAUAAUGACAUGAUGAAGGAUAUUCACAAUGAGUUUUUAGAACUUGGAAAUAGUAGAGAAGAACUAAUGUUGGAUGCUAAUAUCAGUAGUGCUGGCAAUAGUUCACUACAUGAGUUUGAAAAGAGAAAAGAAUGCAAUAGUUCUCAUCUUCCCUUGUGCGACAAGAUAGGGGAAGCUGCAGAAAUUACCACUCCGGUUUUAUACCAGUGGCCUAACAUGAACAAAGUGAAUAUGCACUGCUUUCACAUUCUUGAUUCUGUAUCAGUGUAUAUUUUGUUGGCACCAGAUUUAAGUUUGUCCUCUAAUAAUGGAAUCCUAUAUGUGUGGUUGGGGCAAGAAUUUUUAUGUGAAGAAAGGCAAAAUGAAUUGACAAGCAGCACUGUCGCUUGCCAGAGUAAUCAUCUAGACUGGGUGGAGAUUGGUCGCAACUUCCUCAAGCAAAUAAAUUUCCCUGCAAGUACCCCUGUGCAUAUUGUCAAAGAAGGUGAGGAGCCAGAACAAUUCUUGAACCUUCUCAAUGGCUUCUCAUUUCAAAUGGUGGAAGACUGCAGCUAGAAACCUUGUUUGCAUCUGAGAAAGAUAAAGUUUGGUUCUUUAUUUUUUAAAGCACUCUGAUGCAACGUUGGAAUGAACCAGUUUCAACCUAGUGAAGGUGAGUAAGCAUCCCAGGCAGAAUAAGUGAUUGUUUGUCUGCUUGUGUGAUGUAAGUGAGAGGAUUUAUUUUACCAUUCAACCAAUCAUGUACAGAAAACAAGCGUACUGUACACUAAAAGGAAUUACAAGUAAAUAAAAUAUCAGUUGGAAUUAAACUUCCUUCCAAUUUUCACCUUAGUGGUAAAGAAUUUUCAGGAGGUAGUACAUAUAUAAUUAUAUAUACAGUUGAUUGUGUAUCCGUCAAAUGACUUGUAGUGUUUUCUUUAUUUCAGUGCACGAUGUGUAUGUUUUCCAUUUUCUUUUUUCUCCAGUGAUGAUGGUGAGAGGGUUAGGUGGACUUAGGGGAUAAUGCUUCAUAGACAUGACUGCCAGACAACUUCUUGACUGCAUAUGCACUCAGGUUUACUGUGGUCUCACUAGCCGAUUGAGGUCACCACCGUUGGUUAGCAGGUGAAACCGACCGGUGGUGUUUGAUCUAGCAAAUUGCUGUGAUGCAUAAAUUUGACUUAAUGUUUGAGGCCAGAAGUCACAUUAGGACUUUGAAAAUACUUGGCCUGUAUACUUCAUUGGUUCUUUUCCAGCUUUGCCUUCUAAAUGAAUCCGUUGAAGUCACUGUUUUGAAUGCA